CCCCCGCCCCCUUCUCCCUACAGACUCCGGUGUUGACGUCCUGCUGCUGCUGCUGCUGUUGUUGCUGCUGGAUGUGAGCACGACUCACUGCUGCCGGGAGAAGAAACUGCGCGACAUAUCGUCCACAACUGUGCAUUUGUACGUCCGAGAAAGAAGAAGAAGAGGAAGGAGGAGUCGGAAGCGCCUCCUCGCAAGUGCUCACUAUCGCUUUGCCACCCAAGGGGAAGCCAGUUCUGCGGGGAAACAGAGCCACGAGCCCCUCCGCCCUCCCGUGUUUGGCGUCUCGCUCGCCGUCAUGCAGACCGCCAUCCUUCUCUUGUUCCCGCUCGUCCUCUUCUCCCUUCUGGUUCCGAGCACAUCCUCCCAGAGUGAGGCGGACCUCACCGUCGUGACCCAAGCGGGCCGAGUGCGGGGCAUCCACAUGCCCGUGCUGGAGCGGGGUCACGUCACGGCCUUCCUGGGCAUCCCUUUUGCCGAGCCGCCCGUCGGGAAGGGGCGUUUCCGUCCGGCCGAGCCCAAGCGUCACUGGGCGGGCGUGUAUGAGGCCCAUCUCUACCCCAACGCCUGCUACCAGUUUGUGGACACCACCUUCCCCGGCUUCACAGGCAGCGAGAUGUGGAACCCCAACAGGGAGAUGAGUGAGGACUGCCUCUACCUCAAUGUGUGGGUGCCGCCGUCACCCAGACCUCACAAUCUCACCGUCAUGGUGUGGAUCUACGGCGGAGGAUUCUACAGCGGUUCUUCAUCGCUGGACGUGUACGAUGGCCGCUACCUAGCUUACACGGAGACGGUCAUCGUGGUGUCCAUGAACUACCGCAUUGGCGCUUUCGGUUUCCUGGCUCUGGACGGCUCGUCUGAGGCUCCCGGCAACGUGGGCCUGCUGGACCAGAGGAUGGCCUUGCAGUGGGUCCAAGACAACAUCCACUUCUUCGGCGGAAACCCCAAACAGGUGACCAUCUUCGGGGAGAGCGCCGGCGGUGCCUCGGUGGGAUUCCACCUCUUGUCUCCGGACAGCCGGCCUGUCUUCACCAGGGCCAUCCUCCAGAGCGGGGUCCCCAACACUCCCUGGGCCACCGUCAGCCCGGCCGAGGCCCGCCGGCGGGCCACGCAGCUGGCCAAAUUGGUGGGCUGCAACUGGGGGAACGACACCGAGCUGGUCGACUGUCUGCGCACUAAAACGCCACAGGAGCUCAUUGACCAGGAGUUUCAGGUCCUCCCCUGGAUGUCCAUCUUUCGCUUUUCGUUCGUCCCCGUGGUGGACGGCGACUUUGUGCCCGACACGCCGGAGGCCAUGCUCAACGCGGGCAACUUUAAGGACACUCAAGUCCUUCUCGGAGUCAACCAGGAUGAGGGUUCCUAUUUCCUGUUGUACGGCGCGCCCGGCUUCAGCAAGGACAAUGACAGCCUCAUCUCCAGGGGGGACUUUCUGGAAGGUGCCAAGCUGAGCGUGCCGCACGCUAACGACAUCGGCCUGGAGGCGGUGGUGCUGCAGUACACUGACUGGAUGGACGAGAACAACGGCGCCAAGAACCGCGACGCCUUGGACGACAUCGUGGGCGACCACAACGUCAUCUGCCCUCUGGCUUUUUUCGCUCGCGCCUUCGCUCAGCACAACGCUCUCAAGCCCAACGCGGGGGUCUUUCUCUACCUGUUCGACCACCGAGCGUCCAACCUGCCCUGGCCCGAGUGGAUGGGCGUCAUCCACGGCUACGAGAUCGAGUUUGUCUUCGGCCUUCCCCUGGAGAAGAGAUUCAACUACACCCAGGAGGAGGAGAAGCUGAGUCGCCGCACCAUGAGAUACUGGGCCAACUUUGCGCGAUCCGGCAAUCCCAACGUGAACGUGGACGGCACGGUGGAGAGCAGGAAGCGAUGGCCUCAGUUCACCGUCGCCGAGCAGAAAUAUGUGGCGCUCAACACGGAGCCCGUCAAGGUCCACAGGGGUUUGAGGAACCAGAUGUGCGCCUUCUGGAACCACUUCCUGCCGCGCCUCCUCAACAUCACUGACAACAUCGAUGAGGCCGAGCGCCAGUGGAAAGUGGAGUUCCACCGCUGGUCCUCUUACAUGAUGCACUGGAAGAGCCAGUUUGACCAUUACAGCAAGCAGGAGCGCUGCACCGACCUCUGAGGUUCCCGGGGGGUUUGGGGGAGGGAGGAGGGUGGGGUUGGGCGGGCGUACCGAGGAGGGGACACUGGCGGGUUCAAACCACAAGAGAGUCCUGAGGGAGUGGGCAAGCUUAUUUCCUCCAUAGCCGCAAUCGACUUUAUUGACAGUAGUACAUAGAAUGCUCAAACACUGUACAUCUCUAUUUAUUAUUUUUGAAUGAUUCUUCUUAAUUUAUUGACUACAUGUAUAUAUAUGUGUGUGUGUGUGUGUGUGUGUGUGUGUGUGUGCGUGUGCGUGUGUGUGUGUGUGUGUGUUUUGCAUCUGAGAGAAGUGAAUGGCUAUGGAGGGGACUUGUGGUGCAUGUCCUGACUUGCUCGUCUUUGCUGUCAUAUCGCACUGUUUUUGUUUUUUGUUUUUUUUUCCCCAACACAUCAGGGUUUGAUUAUUUUGGUGUUGGUUAAUGUGGAUGUAAAAACAAAACAAAUAAUUUUCUCCUUCAUCGUCAACAUAAGCCAUUUUGAUCGGGAAUCGCUCCCUAUCCACUAUAUAGUGGCCGAUGUAGUGACUGGGCCAUUUGGUAGUGCUGUUACAAUGUGUAUAGUGAGUGUAAUUUAUCCGCUAUAUAAGCGUCCAUGAUGCCAUUGAGCAACAAUGCCAAUGAGGAAAUCAAAUAUAUUCUCUGUUAAUUAUUUUUGUUUGCUGGAUGAGUUGUUGCGGAAAACACGGACGGACAUAAAGUACAAGUUUGGAUUCAUUUUGUAAAAUCCACGCAGUUUAAAUUAAAACAAUAUAGAGUGAAUCCCAUGUAUUUACAAAGUCA
This is a messenger RNA of Hippocampus comes (tiger tail seahorse), 2924 nucleotides long. RefSeq names its product acetylcholinesterase (Yt blood group) (gene ache). Lineage: Eukaryota; Metazoa; Chordata; Actinopteri; Syngnathiformes; Syngnathidae. Gene Ontology annotation, biological process: choline metabolic process; acetylcholine catabolic process. The record is from RefSeq and is a predicted model, not a curated record. Gene Ontology annotation, cellular component: plasma membrane. The transcript has 9 exons. Bases 296 to 2125 code for a protein of 609 amino acids. Gene Ontology annotation, molecular function: acetylcholinesterase activity.